AUGGCCAAGAGAGGAUUGAUCGCAUUGGAUUCGAGGGAAGAAUCUGAAGAAGGGAGAAACUAUUACGAGUUUUAUGACGAGGUGGGGCAUGAAAUCCAAGAUUGCGUGGAGUUCAAAGCCUUAGUACAGAACAUGAUGAACAAUAAGGAAAUCGAGUUUUAUGAAGAAGCUAAAAAUCCCGUAGAGGGAGAUAUAUGCGCAUCGGAGGGAGAAUCAAAGGCGCAGAAUCAAACAGCUAACUACCCCGUGAUUAUCAUAUCGAGACCCAAAAAUAGUGAAGCUGGAAUACAAAUGCCACCAAAGGUCAUAAUCCAAAGACUUGCUGUCUUCCCCUACAAAGACAGCAAAAAGGUCCCAUGGAAUUAUGAUUGCAGCGUGACAAUUCGGGGGAAGGAAAGCCGGGUGAACGCUUCAAAAGAGGGUCAAGAUAGGGGCUCCUAUACACGUAGCGGGAGACGUUACGAUAUAUCAAAUGAAGAGGUACGACCCGUAAAAGGAAAAGCCCUAGUGGUCAAGAAGAUAAAAGAAAAAACAACCAAACCUGUUAACGAGCCAGUUAACGAAGAGGAGGCCAAGGAAUUUUUAAAAUUCCUAAGGCAUAGCGAAUACAGUAUGGUGGAACAGCUACGUAAACAACCGGCUCGUAUCUCGGUGCUGGCCCUACUUCUAAGCUCGGAAGUUCAUCGCAGCGCGCUAAUGAAGGUCUUGAAUGAAACAUAUGUUGCCAAUGAUAUCUCUGUUAACAAGUUGGACCGUUUGGUUAGCAACAUCAAUGCCGACAACUAUAUUUUCUUCAAUGACGAUGAGAUACCACCCGGGGGCAUGGGGUCGACUAAAGCUUUGCAUAUCACCACGCGCUGUAAAGGAUAUACGCUGCCAAGUGUACUGAUUGACAAUGGACCGGCUUUAAACAUCCUACCAUUGACCACUCUAAACAGGUUACCUAUAGACAGCUUUCACAUGAAGAAGUGCCAGAACAUCGUGAAGGCAUUCGAUGGCACAGAGAGGAAAGUGAUGGGCAGAAUCGAAGUACCUCUUCAGAUCGGGCCAAACACAUAUGAGGUGGAUUUCCUCGUGAUGGAUAUCAAGUCCUCAUAUAAUUUCUUAUUAGGGAGGCCCUGGAUACAUUCAGCUGGGGCAGUGCCUUCCUCGUUGCAUCAAAAAUUGAAGCUGGUAUCGGAGGGGAGGUUGAUAACGAUUAAGGCUGAAGAGGAUAUUAUUGCAACUGUGAGCAAUAAUGCGCCCUAUUUGGAGACAGAUGACGAGGCAAUCGAAUGUUCAUUUCGAUCUUUGGAAUUUGUUAAUGCAACCUUCAUUGCCGAGGGAAGCAAGAUUCUGGUGCCAAAAUUGUCCAAAACCACGAGGAUGAGCCUACAGUUGACGAUUGGAAAAGGGGCCCUACCCGGAAAAGGACUUGGGAGACAUCUACAAGGAAGGAUUGAAACGCCAAUGCUGAAGGACAAGAGAGACUGCUUCGGCUUAGGAUUUAAGCCGGAUGUGAAACAAAGGAGAAGAGAGUUGGAAAAGAAGCAAGAGAGAAGGAAAGUAGGGUUAACGGGGGAGGAAAUCAAGUGGGAACCAAUGAUAUUCCCCCAUAUAUCGAAAACAUUUGUGUCCGGGGGAAUCAUUCAUCCUGAGAGAGACACGCCAAUGACGGGAGCUAUAGAAGAAAGGCUAAAAAGCUUGGACAUCAACGUCAUGUAUGAAGAGGAGACUAGAAGAGAAACUUUUUCGGGCAUUUGCCCCUACACACCUGGAAGUGUUCUAGACAACUGGACUGCGAAAGAGAUUCCUAUAGUUUUUAGAACAGAUUCAGAGUAA
Messenger RNA from Gossypium arboreum, 1821 nucleotides. RefSeq lists its product as uncharacterized. The record is from RefSeq and is a predicted model, not a curated record. The transcript has a single exon. Bases 1 to 1821 code for a protein of 606 amino acids. NCBI's taxonomy places the organism in Eukaryota, Viridiplantae, Streptophyta, Magnoliopsida, Malvales, Malvaceae.